Polyodon spathula (Mississippi paddlefish) is the source of this 4114-nucleotide messenger RNA. Its product is annotated as prestin-like. NCBI's taxonomy places the organism in Eukaryota, Metazoa, Chordata, Actinopteri, Acipenseriformes, Polyodontidae. The transcript has 19 exons. The record is from RefSeq and is a predicted model, not a curated record. Bases 366 to 2573 code for a protein of 735 amino acids. Gene Ontology annotation, molecular function: bicarbonate transmembrane transporter activity; chloride transmembrane transporter activity; secondary active sulfate transmembrane transporter activity. Gene Ontology annotation, cellular component: membrane. Gene Ontology annotation, biological process: transmembrane transport.
GCUUCCGGCUGGUGUUGCUUUGUCGAGGCAGGUCUUGCAUAGGGACAGCAGUGCCCAUACCCCUCACAGAGGGUGCACCAGUCUGGGGGAACUUCCAGACAUCCCCACCAGCGGUGCUCUUCCUGGCAACACUAGGGCUUCCAGGGCUCCUCCCCCUCUUGCUGCUUUGUCGUUGCCACUGCCGCCUCCCCAUUUUCGAUAAGUUUUUUUUUUUCAGGAUGUGUCGGGGUCGCGCUCUCCCGCUUGUCACCAAAUGUGACAGACCCGGAGGCAUAAUGAAUUACGCAUUUGAUAGGGAGAAGUCAAAGGUCUGGUUUUCUUCUUUGUACUGUGUGCAUUUCUGAAAUGUACAGUACCUUUUCGAUAUGGAACACGAACCAGAAGCUGAGAAUAUUUCCAGGACAUUAAUGUACCAUGUGGACCGACCUGUAUAUAAUGAGGGAUACAUCGAAACAGGGCUGCUGCAUAGGAAGCAAAAGAAACCACAGACAAUAAAACAAAAGUUAUCUCAGAAUCUUCGCUGUUCUUCCAAGAAAUUGCAGUCGGCUGUGUAUAGUUUCUUACCGAUUCUGACAUGGCUACCCUCAUAUCCAGUAAAGGAAUAUUUGUUGGGAGAUAUUAUUUCUGGCUUGAGUACUGGAGUAAUGCAACUACCUCAAGGUUUAGCUUAUGCAAUGCUGGCAGCUGUGCCUCCUGUCUAUGGCCUUUAUUCAUCUUUCUAUCCAGUCCUGCUGUACACCUUCUUUGGAACCUCAAGACACGUAUCUAUAGGCACUUUUGCUGUGAUAAGCCUGAUGAUCGGUGGAAUUGUGGUCCAGGAAGUUCCUGAUGCAAUGUUUGACAUUGCAACAGUUAAUGGAACCAAUAACACGGACAAUCAGCUGGCACGGGAUGCCAUGAGAGUAAAGGUAGCAGUGGCUGUUACUUUCCUUACAGGAAUCAUUCAGUUUUGCUUGGGUCUUCUUCGGUUUGGCUUUGUUGCCAUCUACCUGACAGAGCCCCUGGUCCGAGGGUUCACAACAGCAGCUGCUGUGCAUGUGGUGGUGUCACAGCUAAAGUACCUCUUCGGGAUAGAAACUAAACGUUACAGUGGGCCUUUAUCAGUCAUAUAUAGCUUCAUUGCAGUAGUUUCGAAAAUUACAACAACCAAUAUUGCAGCAAUAACUGUUGCAUUAAUUUGUAUUGUGUUUCUGGUGGGGGUAAAAGAAAUCAACGAACGCUUUAAAAAGAAGUUGCCAGUUCCAAUACCUGGAGAGAUUAUUGUGGUGAUCAUUUCAACUGGUGUCUCAUAUGGGAUGAAACUCCAUGAGAACUAUAGCAUAGAUGUUGUUGGAGAAAUACCUGUUGGGCUCCUUCCUCCUGUUGUUCCAGAUUUCAGCAUAUUUACUGCCGUAAUAACAGAUUCCUUCGCCAUUGCAAUUGUGGGCUUUUCUAUGGCUGCAUCAAUGUCCAAAAUCUUUGCUCUUAAACAUGGCUACACUGUUAAUGGCAAUCAGGAGCUGAUCGCAUUAGGCUUGUGUAAUUUAUCAGGAUCAUUUUUUCAGACAUUUGCUGUCACCUUCUCAAUGUCCCGUAGCCUUGUCCAGGAGAGCACAGGAGGGAAAACUCAGAUUGCAGGAUUAUUGGCCUCCAUUGUGGUUCUCCUAGUUAUUGUGGCUCUCGGUUUUGUCUUUGAAACUUUACCUCAAACAGUUCUGGCAGCUAUUAUUAUGGUGAAUUUGACAGGGAUGUUUAAACAGUUCAGAGACAUCCCUUUGCUCUGGAGAACCAGCAGGAUUGAACUUGCAAUAUGGUCUGUGGCUUUUGUUGCAUCUGUUCUCCUGGGAUUAGAUUAUGGACUUCUUGUGGCUGUUGCAUUUGCAGUCAUCACUGUUAUUUACAGAACUCAAAGUCCAAAAUAUACAAUUCUUGGCCAGAUCCCACAGACAGAUUUAUACUAUGAUACUGAAGAGUACGAGGAGGUAAUGGAGCAUUCUGGUAUUAAAAUAUUCCAAGCAAAUAGCCCGCUGUACUUUGCCAAUAGUGAACUUUAUGUUAACGCCCUAAAAAAAAAGACAGGAGUGGAUCCUGUUGUGUUGCUAGCAGCGAAGAAAAAAAGUCAGAAGAAACAAGAAAAGGCAAAAAAACAAACAAAGACAACUAACAAGAAAAUAAACUCAGUUGUUAAACUUACCAAUGAUCAGGAGAUGGGCGUCAAACAUGAGCUUAUGGACGGAGAGACUCACACAGUCAGGAAUGGUCAGUUUGUAACUGCUAACGGAGACGGAGAGGCAGGCUGCGAGCAAUCCUUGAGCUUUUUGGACCAACUGACGGGUGUUCACUCUAUUAUUUUAGACUUCACUCCUGUCACCUUUAUAGAUUCCGUUGGAGCAAAGGCACUUAAAUCUAUCAUGAAAGAAUAUGAUGAAAUUGGUGUGACAGUGAUUGUAGGAGCCUGCAGCAGAGCCGUAAUGGAGGAUUUCAGCAAACUUAAUUUCUUUGAUAGUUCCAUCACCAGAGAUCUUGUCUUCCCAAGUGUUCAUGAUGCUGUGCUGUACUGCCAGCAUAAAGGAUCUGUCGACUCCUUGGAGUAACUAAGAUGAUGACAUUGAGCUAAGCCCUGCAUCUAGUGUGACAAUAAGACAUAGAGAUUACAAGAGGUUAUUUGUUAAUCUGUUAAAGUGCAGUUUUAUUUUUAUUGGGUUUUGGAAAAUAGAUCUACUUUUUUUAAAAGCAGGGAUGUGGGGUUUUUAUUUAUUUAUUUAUUUUAUUAAAAAUGUUCCAGUAUAAGUGUAUUGAAAAUAUAUUCUAUAUAGCUGUGUAUCUUUUAUGAUGCACUCAUCUGAUGAUGCUGACUAUAAUGUAAUGUACUAAAUAGGAAGAGAGAGAGAGAUGUGUCUUUUUAAUAGGGAAGGCUGUAAGGUUUUUAUGCUGUACUUUGAGGCUGCUUCCUUGGGCUCUGUAGUCUAAUUGUGUACUGUAGCCCUUCACUUCAUUAGAAAGCUGCUUAAACUGAAGCUUUUACUGUUAGGGGUUUUAUUUUGUGUUUUAAAGUAAAUGUGGUAAUUUUUAUACAUGUGAUGAAGUUAUAAUCUGAUUACAAGAAUGUACAUUUUACAUGAGCUGCCUUACAGAAUAACUUGGCAGGACUCUGCACUAUUAGAACAAAAAUAUAGGUUUAGUUACUUCUAAGAGUCGAAACUUUAGCUGGUCAAUUUAACUAUAUGCCUUGUUACAGUACUUUGCUUUUCUUCAAGCUACUUUUUUUUAAGUAAAGGUGGUUUAACAAGAAGAAAAAAAAAACUGGAAAUAAUUUAUGUUUUUAAAGUCACUGUAUUUGAAUAUCUUGUAUAAUAUCAGAAACAUUACUUAUUUUGGGAAGGGUUUAAUCACUGAACACGUACGUCCUAUGAAUUUUGCUGUAGCUUUGUUAACAUGUACUGUACAUGUUUCAUUUCUGUUGGUUAGACUUAGUUAAGGAAACUUUAACCAUUAAAAUAAAUGUCAUUAUCAAGGCCAGUGGAACUAUAAAAUACAAUUUAGGGUCUGGAGUGAAAAAUAAAUGAAUAAUAAUAAUACAUAUGGGUUCUAUUAAUUCCUCUCAACUGAUGAAACACAUCAGUCUGGUUGAAUAUUGACCUUGCCAGAUUCUUUGGGUUGUUUUUGUUUUAUUUUGGAGACACUUUGUUUCAGUUUUGAUUAUGCCUGACAGGAUUCAUAGCUUUAUCUAUCAAAUCAUUAGACACAUGGAAGUACUAAAGAAUGUUUUGUAAACUUUUUGUUACAAAGCUUGUUGUUUGAGACAAAAAUGUCAUUCAUUUUGUCAAUUGGGUAGUGCCAUAUUUAGGGAUUUUAAUAAUUAUUUAUAAUUCAGGGUUACCAAAUUAAGUCUGAGCUAUGCAUGUGUAAAUUUCUACAAAAAGUUUUCCCGACUGCUGGUAUAAUAUGCAGUAUUUUGUAUUCUAUUUUUGUGUGGCGUAAUGUGUGCUUACUGCCCCAGAAUUAAUAAAAUACUUUAUUUUUGUAAAAACAUACAUUUUUGAUUCAACAUGCAUCAGUAUAAAGUUCUAUUUCAAGAAAGUGUUUUGAUAAUUUGUUUGGUGUGUUUAUGUUAAUAUUAAUCAAAUAGUGUGUG